AUGCCGCCACCGAUAGUAUACUAUGAAGAUCCAUAUUGCGAUCGCGCUUAUUAUAACAAUCGUCGUCCAGGUUUUGAGAUUGAUAUUUUUCCCGGAGGGAUUGUCGAUGCGUUCUUUAAUCGGCCUCCUCCACCGCCGCCGCCGCCUCGGACUGAGAUCGUAGUUAUGACUCAAGGUAAUGCUGCCGGCUAUCCGCCACCACCUCCUCCACCUCCGCCAUAUAUGCCGCCGCAAGCACCAUACUACAACAACAAUAAUGGCGGUUAUAAUAACGGCGCUGGCGCCUACGGUUAUCCGCGACACUACAAUAAUCCGCCCAAUCCGCGUUGGUAG
Molecule: messenger RNA, 333 nt
Organism: Bactrocera neohumeralis
Lineage: Eukaryota; Metazoa; Arthropoda; Insecta; Diptera; Tephritidae
Product: splicing factor 1
Exons: 1
Coding region: 1-333 (110 amino acids)
Source: RefSeq, a predicted model, not a curated record